AUGUGGCUGCUCAGCACCGACCGCGCAGAGCUCCACUUCUUCUCCGCACCAGGUGCUGUAAUCGGCGGCUACGCCAUCCUUUCGCAUACAUGGGAAGACCAAGGGGAGCAAACGUACCAGCAGAUCCGCAAGCUAGAGGAGCACUGCAAAGUCACAAAUCAGAUCCCACGCAACCUCGUCUCCCCCAAGAUCCGACACACCUGUCUCCUCGCCGAAAGGCACGGCUUCAAAUGGGUCUGGAUCGACGCAUGCUGCAUCGACAAGACCAGCAGCACAGAGCUCUCAGAAGCGAUCAACUCCAUGUUCCGUUGGUACGCCGCAUCCGAAGUCUGCUUCGCCUACCUUGCCGACGUCCCCACCGACGACGCGCUCCACGCUCCCGGCUCGGCGUUCAGGAAGGCCCGUUGGCACACGCGUGGAUGGACGCUGCAGGAGCUCAUCGCCCCCCUCUUUCUUCUCUUCGUCUCACAAGACUGGCAGGUCAUCGGCAACAAAAUCGAGCUUGCCGGCCUCCUGGCUGAUAUCACGGGCGUACGGGAGGAAGCACUCAAGAACGAGUCGUCGUACUCCACUGAAUCUGUCGCCACCCGCAUGGCGUGGGCCGCCAACCGUCGGACGACACGCAUCGAGGACGAGGCGUACUGUCUCAUGGGUCUCUUCCAUGUCAACAUGCCGACCAUUUACGGCGAGGGCAAGCACGCGUUCCAGCGGCUUCAGCAAGAGAUCAUUCGCCAGUCCUUCGACACUAGCCUCUUCGCAUGGGGACGAUGGUUUUCGUACACCUACGGAGCAAAACCUAUGACAAGGCAGAGAACUUACAACGUGUUCUACGCACCCUCACUUGAUCACUUCUUCUUGCUCGCUCAGUCCGUGUCUGCUUUCAGUGACUCACGGAAUAUACGCUACUCCCCGAAUACGUUGUACUGCAUCCAGCCCUAUCUUCCGUGGCAGUGGAAACCAGAAAAUAAUGAGCCCGCCGACAGCGAGAAACGGACGCUCGGCCCCUUCGGGCGCCUCGAGCUGCCGAAGUUCCACAAAACAAACUACGGAAUGAAAUGCCGCUUCCCUGUCUUCGAAGUCCAAGGAAUCACCGUCGCAAUACUCAUGGCGGACGAUAACCAGGAGCACUUCGGACUCUUAUUGCAUCCGACUAACGACAACCUCACAGACCCCUCCUCUGUCUGCUACAGCGUUGGCUGGGGCUUCGAUAUGCCAGACGGCGGGGUCAGCUUCGUGCGCCGGGUCCGGUUGGGAAAAAGCUGGUACAACCUCUCAUUCCUCGGGGAGCCCGUCAAACCUGAAUGGCGCGACAUCUACAUCGCCGAUUCGUUCCCCGAGUACCGCAAGGUGGACCGCGUCGCGCUCUGCUACCCGCUGCACAACAUUCUUCCCGCGCCGCCCUUCCGGUUUCCGCACUGGCUGAUCGACCGCCUGCUCGUCCUCGGGCUCGGCACCAACGCCACCCCGCUCAUCAAGAGCUCCCCGAAGGACGGCCCCGGCACACCGCUCCUCGCGUCGAUGUACUUCGAGGACGUCGCCCAGAGGGAGUGUAUCCUCUUCCACUUCGGCACCUGCUCCGCCCCCUCCCCUGACCGUGACGGGCCGUCCGACGGCGCAGCGGACGCCGAGCCCGUGCACUGGGCGACGACGUUCUUGCGGACGCCGUCCGUGUGGCACGUGGACUCGCCGCUGGGCGAGCACGACUGCGCGACGGACCACGUGCGGGACUGGCCCGGGUGGGCGCGCGAGUUCGUGGACGAGGAUGGGGCGCGCAUCGUCCGCCUCGCGUUCACGCGCUCGACGCUCGCCCCGGUGAUCACUAGGGUGUUCCACCUCGAGCUCGCGGGACGGCGGUACGAGGAGAUGAUGGCGUCGCGGAACGUGUGGUUCCCGCCGAGGGCGCAGUCGGAUGUGGACGUGAUUCUCGCCGAGCAGGGCGCGGCAGUGGCGGGGGGGAGCAAGCGCGGGGAGAGAUAG
This is a messenger RNA of Epithele typhae, 1977 nucleotides long. Its product is annotated as HET-domain-containing protein. Bases 1 to 1977 code for a protein of 658 amino acids. The transcript has 2 exons. Lineage: Eukaryota; Fungi; Basidiomycota; Agaricomycetes; Polyporales; Epitheliaceae. The record is from RefSeq and is a predicted model, not a curated record.